Molecule: messenger RNA, 336 nt
Organism: Perkinsus marinus ATCC 50983
Lineage: Eukaryota; Perkinsozoa; Perkinsida; Perkinsidae
Exons: 4
Coding region: 1-336 (111 amino acids)
Source: RefSeq, a predicted model, not a curated record
AUGGAUAUGGAAGUACAACCGAGCUCUAUUGAGAGGCCUUAUUACAAACACUUUGCACUUCUCAAGGCCCACAAGGCUGGUAAGCUGCUGCUCGUCUCGUUCGAGCUCACUGUUAUGCUGUUGGUACUCAACAUGGUGGACACAAUGGCUGUAGUUGCAUUAUAUGACGAAGUCUAUAAAGGUAUUAGAGGUCUCGUUGAGGAAGUAACGGACGAUCUGGACUCAUUUCGAUUCGUUCAAACACUUUUGAGGAUAGUUAUGGUAUGCUUUGCCACAGUCCCUUGCGGUAGUAUAGAGAGCUUCUUCAGUAAUGCGAUGCUCGAUAGACAGACGUAG